Molecule: messenger RNA, 2155 nt
Organism: Nothobranchius furzeri (turquoise killifish)
Lineage: Eukaryota; Metazoa; Chordata; Actinopteri; Cyprinodontiformes; Nothobranchiidae
Product: clathrin heavy chain linker domain-containing protein 1
Source: RefSeq, a predicted model, not a curated record
UUAGUAGAACGUUACUCCGAUAUCUGAAUAAGACAUUGCAGUCAGUGUGUCCUCCAUAACGGUAACGGUAACCAUAGUGAUACAAGUAAACAGCCACCGGAGGACAAGUGUGUGCAAUUUAAAGGAUUUCUGUCAAGAUGAAGAAAUAAACUCCUCACCGAAUGCCAUGAUGAGUGAAAGCGAUACAACGUUUCUUCAGAAACUGUACGAGUUUAUUAAUCAGGAGAAAAAGAACCUGCAGUGUCCGGAAGAGGGACCUAACGAGCUCCGUUACAUCGUCUACCGCUCCGCGUUCAACAAGGUGAUUGGACGAACAACAGCCUUUAAGAGACUUCUGCUGAUCAUAAAGUCAGAGUAUGAUAACAUCAUCAGACAGCUGAAGAGGAGAGAAAAAGCAGAAGAAUCUGAGCAAAGUGUGGUUAACACCUGUCAGCGACUAGCUGCUGAGCUCAAUGAGAGAACCACCAUACUUCAGACACACGGAGUUGAACUUCAGGAGGACAUCCGGACACACAGAUCCAUAAAUUUGGAAUCACUCAUGAAAGGCCUGUCUGAGUCAGAGGAUCCCGAUGUUCUGCAGAAGCAUCUGAAGGACUUGGAGAUCCAGAAAGCUCUUCUGAUGGACUAUAGGAGUCAGGGUGUUCCUCUUGAGGUCCAAACCGAGCUGGAAGCUGAGCUGCAGGCAGCUGAGCGUCACAGGGACCAGCUGAGCUUCGAGAACAAACAUCUGAGGGUCCUAUUCAUGCGUCUCAGCUGUGUCGUGAACCGUCUGACCUGCUGGGAGCAGGAGAGACAGGAGGUUCCUCUGGAGGGAGUUCUGGGUUCUACACUACAGAACAUCCAACACCUCAGCUCUGAGCCCAAUGAUGAGGGUCACGGCUCCUCCUGCAACAUCGACUCUGAGCUGUUUGAGGAUGAAGAGCCGACUGGAGUGGAUGAGUCCAAACUCCUGCAGGAUCACCUGGACAGCUUUGUGGAGCUUCUAGAAUCAGCUCAAUAUGAAGAAGCUGCUUUACAUGCAGCCAGGUCUCCUAGAGGAGUUCUGAGGAACGCUGACACCAUGGAGCUGUUUGCAGGUGUACAGGCCCCCCCAGCAUCAACUCCUCCGGCACUCCUGUUCUUUCGGGCCCUGCUGUUUACCACAGCAAAAGGUGACCGGCUGUCAGGUGAUGUGUCCCUGCAGGGCGUACGCUGUUCUCUGCAGCAUGGCAACAUUCAUCUGGUGACUCAUGCUGUCUCUCAGGACAAACUGAUGUUCACUGAGGAGCUGGGCGACAUUCUCACUGAACAUGCUCAGAACAACCACCACGUGUUGGACCAGUGUCUAGCCUUGGCCAGCAUCGUCUAUGAGGCCUGUAAGGUACAUAGGAAGACUGCACUGAGCAUGUGCAGAAGAGGUUUGACCCACAGUGCCGCUGAGUUCAUGAAGCUGAACCUGACUGCAGAUGACUGCAUGUGGGUUCUGACUUCUUCCAGCAACCCCACUCUCCUCCAACUGCUGACAGAACCUUCUCAAGGUCAGGUGGCCAUAUUGCCAGUAGGCAGAGCCUGUUCUGCUCUUUUGGUGGACCCACAGCAACACCGGGUAGUGCUGCAGCUCUUGGACAGCCUCAUGAGCCGAGAACAAGAUGUGCUGGAGAAUGUCAUCCUGGAGGACAGCAGCUCCUCAGUGGAUGUUUGGGAUCAGGUGGCGUCUCGAUGCUCCGACCUGAACCGGGCUGAUCUGAGCCGGGCCAUACGGUCCAUCCUACUAAGACAGAACGGAACCGGAGUCCUGUCCUCAGACCCGGACGGAGCACGUCUCAUGGAGCACGUCUUCCUGUGAAAAGACCAGCAGAACCAGCCAGCUAAUCCUGCUCCGGACCUUCUAUCAGCACCAGAACCUAAAGAUAUAACAAAACAAGCCUGGACUCAGAAACUCAUGUUCAGUGAUUAUUUAUCUGCAUUCAGGAGGGAAAUGAUCGUUUAAGUAGUUCUCUGUUCUUCUGCAGAAACAAAUCAAAAUGUUUUUAUGUGGUUCUGUUUGUAUUCCUGUUAUUUCUGUGGCUCAUUUAUCUUUCUCAUCUUUCAUAAAAACUAAAAACCUGAACGCACCUGAGAAAUGGUGUUGGUGCUGCAGCAGAAGGCAUCCAGCUAAUAAAAACAUGUCUGUUAA